UUCCUAUAAGUUUAUACAAUGUUUUAUGUAUUUCUAAAGGAACGUGCCUUUUCGCUUAUAUUUUCCUAUAAACAUUUUGACGUUGUUUAUUUAUAACAUUCGCGUAUAUGUAUGUGUGUGCGGCACAAAAAUCUUCAAAUGCAUCGGCAUGACUGCAUCCAGCGCAGCAAACGACAACUGCGGCACUCAAGACAAGCGGCGUUCUAGACGCUAAAAAUAUAUCAACCACAUUGGAAAGAACAUCAUUGCCGCCCCAAUGCAUUGGGAGCAUUAGAAUGUGCAGCUAUAGGCUUGCGCAAACGCCAAACCAAAACGCGACGUGUCGGUAAAGCGGGUGCGCCGCGGCAGUCAACUAAACACACUAAAUACACCGUCAACAGUGCAAUGACAUUGCUAGAAGAUGUGUAAUAUGGUUGUAGUGUAGCGACACGCGUGCGCUCCUUGGUAAAUGGAAAAUGACAACUUGCGGGCAACAGGAAAAACUAUAAUGUAGGAACUGUGUCUAUCGCCUGCGCUGCCUGCAACAUCAUCAGCAUCAAUUGUAGCGUCAACGUCGCUGCGUUGCAGGGGGUUAGAAAUACAGAUUUACACAUUUACUGCCUGUUGCCCACAUUUAUACUAUUUCCUCGGAAGACAGCAGCUGCGCGUAUAGCUGUUGGCUGCUGUGUUGUCAUUUGAAAAGGAAGACUUCCGUCAUAGAAAUUCUUAUUUCAUUACGCAUUCGCCAGCUAGGAGCGCAUGAACUGCAAUCAUAUGCGUGUGCUAUACAACAUUCAAGGGGAGUUUGUUCUUAUUGGCAGCAACACACUUGUGUUGGGGGAGCUGUGGUAUGACUGCAUUGUUUGUGAGUGCUGUCCAAGUCAUGUUCUCCGUAAUUGAUGCACAGUCUGUGCAGCAUACUGGCAGUGAUUGUGUGGAUCAUGUUGGCUUAAAUAGUUCCUUCACAUCGGAUAUUAUGUCACAAUCGUGCGAAUCGGAUGCCUCGUAUCAUAUCUACAAUGAAUUGCAAUAUGCAACACAACAACAACAAGCGCAAAUGCGUGUAGCACAACAACAAUACGUACCAAAACAACUAACUUAUCAACAACAACAACCGGCAACAACACCACCAGCAACCAGCAAUGCUAUACCAAUACAAACUGGCAUCAUUUAUGGCUUUCGUACGCGUCAUCUUUCGUGCAUUGAAGAGAAUGAUUCCGAUUCCUUACACUCCACCUCAGUGCCGCAAACACUGGAAAUGCUGAAAGAUGUUGAUGAGUGUUUUAAGCAAUUGACCGUUGUUGGUGAUGAACCCACCAAUAAUGUUGCAACGGUGAAUUCGUUGCUAAUGUCAGCGGUGGAUGAUGAAGAUGAUGAUGGCAUAACCAUGAUCGAUGAGACGCGCCUCUAUGAUGUGGAAUAUUUUGAUGAGUUGAGUGUUAGCAAGAAUGAGCCUGCAGAUGCAACGCUCGAUAUGAGUUACACCAGUCAAAAUAGUGAAGAAUAUUGGCAGAGCACCACCUCGGAGCCGGUGCAUAUGGUGCAGCGCUCACAUAUCUAUCAGCAACCUGAUAUAAUGACCACUUCGUGCUAUGGCGCUUUGAAUACUUCGUUCGAUAGUGAAAGUUCAGGACCGCCUGUCUAUAUGGGCACAUCGACACCAACGAAGCAGAAGCUUACGAAAGUUUCGGCAGAGAAAGUGGAAGCGCUCUAUGCUACGCCGGAGAAGCGUCGUGAACACAAUCGUAGUUUCGAUUCGCAAACAAGUUCGAUUUAUGGCGCAACCAUUGGUGGUGGUGGUGGUGUGUUGAAUGGCCUAGAGCAGCAAGUCAAUGGUAAUGCCGUUGGUUUGCCGAAUGAAAGCAUCUAUUCGUUCUCGUUGAAUUCGGGUGUGAGCGUCAAUGAGAUGUUGCAACAAAUGUCAUUGCCCAUGGAGUUGGCUGUGAUGAACUUAAAUGGGUGUAAUGGCGAUGAUAAGCACAAUCCGGCUGAGGAAUUAAGUGAGGAAAUGGCGGCGAAAUGUUUGAAUGCAGCGCAAAAUGAUCUCCAAUCGAUUCGUCGCCUAUUGGAGCACGACAGCAGCGGUACGGUAUGUCCCAGUUGUCGCAUCUCUUUCGAUAAGGGCAAACGCCGGAAAUUGAUCGAUACCUGUGGUCAUGAGCGUUGCUAUUCGUGUAUGUUUCGUAACGAUCAGUGUCCGAUGUGUAUGAAUAGUAAUAGUUCAUUGAAGGAUGUUGACUGCAACAGCAAUGCUCAAGGCUAUGACACGGGCAUCGGUGGUUCGACAUCGACAAUUGUUAGCCCAUUGGGCUCACCGCAGCCACAGUUGAGAUCACAAGUGCAACAGCAGCAUCAACAGCAACAACAACAAUUGCUACAACUACAACAACAGCAACAACAACGUACAAAUGCCGCCGCACUGGCGCGUUACAUGCAGCAUAACCGGCAGGAGUCCAUAUCCCCGGAAUAUCAUCGCUAUGCAAGUAUUAGUAAAUUGCCGAAAGCGGUGGCCGCAUCGCAGACAACAUAUACCGUUACAGCGGAUAUACACCAUGCCAGCAAUGGCAACAACAACAAUAAUGGCAAUACCAUCAGCAGCAUCAGCAGUGGUGGCAGCGGCAGCAAUAGCAAUUGCAAUACGGUCAGCAGCACAGCGAGCAGCAGCAACAAUAACAACGGUCACAUUAAUAUUAGCAAUAACCAUUACAAUAACAACAAUGGUGGCAGCAUGCCGCAGUCGCAACAGUCUCAACACCAACAACAGUUACAUUAUAAUACCGGCGAUGCAAUCAAUGCAUCUUCAUUUGCCACACCACCGACACGGCGACGUUUCUUUAAUCACAAGAAUUUGCGCAGCGCCUUGACCGGCCAUCGGCGCACCGCUUCGAAUGGUGGUGUGCCAACAGAUGCCGCCACAACGAUACUCGUCGAUGGCAAAGAUAGCAAUGCACUAAAUACAUCGACCUGCUCUGAUUCGGCGGUCACGCGUCGCCGUCGUCAAAAGGUCAGCAACAAUGUGAGCGCCGCAUCCACAAGGCCCACAGCGGCAGGCAGUGAGAAUAGACUGAAUCGUUUAAGCCUCGUCGGCACCUCGGUCUAUGCGGGACACCUUUCAUCGUUGGUCUUUGGUAAAAUCAAAUCGUUAUGGAGCGUCAAUUCAACCUCAUCGGAUGCGGGACUUAAUCAAUUUGCAGGCAACGAUGAUCACGCGCUCACCGCCGCCGAGAAGCAGAAAGAUCAGCUGCGUGCCCGUCUCGGUCUGCUGCUGGACAGCGAUCAGCAUGGCAAUACGAACACGACGACCAGCAGCAGUUCGUCGCAGAAUGUCAGUCCCGAACAGACGCUAUCGGCUGGCUGCGCGAACGCUUUUGGCUCACAACUCUCCGUGAUCACUAAGGAUGACACGCUCAGUUUGGCUGGCAAGUUGAAUGCGCUAUCGGUGUCCACCGAUAACAGUGAUGUAUUCCCAGUGAAGGCGCGUAAAACAGGCGUACGGCGUUCAGCACGCGCUGGCCAACUUGCUAGCGGCGCCGGCAAACGUAAUGCCAUUUAUAAGCCGGCCACCGUACAACCAGUGCAACUGGCUUUGAAGCCGCUCUUUUUCGAGGUACCACUACCCGAACCAGAUCCACCAUUUGUCGGUCGCCAAUGGCUGUUGCGUGAGCUCUCCAACAUACUUACCGGCACUGAGACGCCGGGUGUGCUGAUCAACGGCAAUCCGGGCACGGGCAAGACGGCGCUCAUCUUGCAAUUGGUUGAGUAUUCGUGUUUUGGGCGACGCAAGAACAGCAAUAGCACCAGUGACCCGGAUGGCAUCUACUGCCCGAUUAAUCUCGGACACGAUCGCUUGCGCGCUUUGGCCUCACACAUUGUCGGCUAUCACUUCUGUCAGGCCGAUUCGAACCUCACUUGUCUGGUGCCCGACUUUGUGCACUCGUUGGCCGCACAGCUAUGUCAAGCGCCACAGCUGGAGGCAUAUCGUGAGUAUUUGCUGAGUGAGCCACAUUUGCAGGACAUUUUGAGCGUGAAGGAAUGUAUUGCCGAUGCGGAGCGCGUUAUGCGGAUGGCUAUUUUGGAGCCGCUGAUUGUGCUGAAGCGUGCCGGUAAGAUACCGACCAAGACUUGCGUCAUACUCGUCGAUGCUUUGUGCGAGGCGGAGUAUCAUCGUCCCGAUCACGGACACACGAUCGCCACUUUUCUUGCCAAGAUGACGCAACACUUUCCCUCGUGGCUGAAGGUGGUUGCUACGGUGCGCACACAAAUGUUGGACUUUGUUAAGGGUCUAUCGUAUACGAAGAUGACGAUCGAUAGUUGGGCUUCAAAUGAUCUGCUGCAGAAGGAUAUGCUCGACUACAUCACAUUCCGUGUGAAUCACAGCGUGGAGAUACAGAAUAAUAUUGCGGCUGUGAAGGAUCAUAAUAGUGGGCAGUUGAAAUUUAUCGGUCACUUGCAAGCGCUGACGAAGGGUUCCAUGUUGUAUGCCAAGCUGAUACUCGAUCUCAUUGAGCGCGGCCAAUUGGUGAUCAAGUCGACCAGUUACAAAGUGCUGCCUGUGAGUUUGGCGCAAAUCUUUUUGCUACACUUCAAUUUGCGUUUCCCCACCAACAGCAGUUUCGAGAAGGCCGCGCCCAUACUGAAUGUCUGCUUGGCCGCUUUGUAUCCGCUUACGCUGAAUGAGAUUUACUACACCAUUUGCGCUAUGAAGACCGACGAGGUGCUUAGCUGGGAUGAGUUCUUGCAGCGUUUCAAGCUGCUCGAUGGCUUUCUCAUACGCCGUAUUGACAACACGUACAUGUUUUUCCACUCUUACUUCCGCGAGUGGUUAAUCCGACGUGACGAAGGUGAAUCGUUGAAAUUCCUAUGCGAUUUUCGGCUGGGUCAUGCGGCUAUUGCUUUUCGGCUGUCACGCAUGCAAGCGCCACUCGAUCCCGAGCAAACGAUGGAGCUAGGUCAUCACAUGCUGAAGGCGCACAUUUACCGCAAUUGUCAGGGACCACAACUGCCGCGAGACAUGCAAUCGUUCUGGGUCGCCUCUGUCACCGAUAACAUAUCGGCCGCGCUCGGCUCUUUGCGCAACGUUUACAGUCCGAAUUUAAAGGUGUCGCGCUUGAUUUUGCUAGCAGGCGCCUCACCGCACUACCGCACCGAGUUUAUGGGCGACGCCACAAUACUCUGCAUUGCAGCGCAUGAGGGCAUAAUGCCCAUGGUGAACUUGCUGUUGGAAUUCGGCGCCGAUGUCAGUCUAACCAACAGUCAAGGAUGCACGCCGCUCAUAUUGGCCGCCAUACGCGGUCACGCUGAUGUCGUACGCUUACUGGUCGCCGCUGGUAGCAGUCUCGGGCAAACUGAUACAACACAGCGUUGCGCAUUGGUGCAUGCUGCGCGCACUGGGCGCCUGAAUGUGGUGAAAUAUUUGCUGGCCUGCGACUGGACGCCGCGUCCCAACUCACACGAUGUCAGUUUGGCAGUAGCGUUACAGCAGUCGCUAAUCGCGGCGGCAGCACAAGACCAUGUCACCAUCGUUGAGGAUUUGCUGGAACUUGAUGGCAUCGAUGUGAAUCUCAUGGAUGAGGCAUGCGGUGAUUUACCGCUAACCGCAGCGGCACGUAACGGUUGCAGCGACACAGUCGCCAUAUUGUUGUCAAAGGGCGCGCGUAUUGAUGCGCGCAACAAACAAGAUUUUACCGCGCUCUGGUUGGCAGUAAAAGAGGGACACUGGGCUGUGGUGGAGAAGCUAAUACAAAAUGGCGCUGACAUCGAUGAGCCCGUUACAGCGGCGCGCAAAACACCGCUUAUGAUUGCCGCUGAGGAGGGACAUAUUGAGCUGCUGGAGCUGUUGAUUGAACGCGGCGCCGCGCUGGAAACGCAAGAUGAGGAAGGCUUUACGGCGCUCUCAUGGGCCAGUCUGCGUGGACGCCAACCGGCCGCCAAGUGUCUCAUCGAACGCGGCUGCAAUCGCAAUCACGCCGACAACAAGGGACGCACACCGCUCGAUUUGGCCGCAUAUCAGGGCUCCGCCGCUUUAGUGCUCUAUUUGCUCGAACAGGGCGCCAAUAUUGAGCACAUCGAUGUGAACGGCAUGCGUCCGCUCGACCGCGCCAUUGCUUGCCGCAACAUACAGGUGGUGCAGGUAUUUUUGCGCCGCGGCGCCAAGCUGGGUCCCACCACCUGGAGCAUGGCUAUGGGCAAGCCAGAGAUACUGGUGGUGUUGCUGAAUAAAUUGCUCGAGGAUGGCAAUGUUUUGUAUCGCAAGAAUCGUUUUCACGAUGCGGCGCAUCGUUAUCAGUACGCGUUGCGUAAGAUCUCAUGUCUAGAGAAUUUGCUGGAGCGAAGCGCAAUCUUUGCACAAUUGCGCACCAACUUGUUGCUGAAUCUGUCGCGCUGCAAGCGAAAGUUAAAUGAACUUGACGAAUCCAUCGAUUUGGCCACACAGGCGAUCGCUCAGAAACCCGCCAGCUAUGAAGGCUAUUACGCACGCUCCAAAUCGCGCAUGGAGAGCGGCGAUUACCAUGAGGCACUCGUCGACGCCAACGAAGCCAUGCAGAAGGCCAUGCAAAGCGGCGUCUCACCCGAAGUGGUCGAGGUGCUCAAACGCAUACAAGCAGAGCUAUUGGCGCACACCAAUAGUGAGGUGGUUGUUAGUGGUGCUGUGUUAGCGCGCGCCAACGCGAAUGCUUAUGAGGAGUAUGCGCUCAGUUGCACCGACUUCGGUGCUAUGGGCUUGCCAACGCAGAAUGAGAGCUCGGAUCUGUAGCUUGUUUUGCUUGCGACCCACACACAAUACUUACAAGCUUAAGUGAAUUUUUUUUGAAAAAUUAGUUUUUAUCGCAUUUACGCGCUUUAAUUUGACUUAAAUGAUUUUUAUUAAAAUUGUUAUUAUUAUUUAAUUUUUUUAAUUUUAUAAUUUUUUUUAAUUUUAUUUUAUUUUUAUUUGAUUUAAAUUUUUUUUUCAGUAAUUUUAUAUUUUAUUUUUAAUUAUUUUAUUUAGUGCACUGCAUUUCUUUAAAAUGGAGCUAAAGAUAUGGCGCAGCCAGCCCUCUUUUUAAAUAUAUAUUUAAAUAAUAAUUUUAAGUAAAAUUGUUUUAAUUUUAUAAUUUGCCGUAGCUGCCUGCAUAUACAUAUAUAUCUACUUAUAAAAUAUUAAGUUUACAUUUUAAAUGCCUUGUAUUUAUUUAUGUUUAUACUUUUCUAUUUUAAAUU
Messenger RNA from Zeugodacus cucurbitae (melon fly), 7179 nucleotides. It is a transcript of the gene rols, whose product is annotated as protein TANC2. The coding region runs from base 830 to 6733 and encodes 1967 amino acids. Gene Ontology annotation, molecular function: protein binding. The record is from RefSeq and is a predicted model, not a curated record. NCBI's taxonomy places the organism in Eukaryota, Metazoa, Arthropoda, Insecta, Diptera, Tephritidae. The transcript is spliced from 8 exons.